This is a messenger RNA of Vollenhovia emeryi, 2214 nucleotides long. It is a transcript of the gene UbcE2M, whose product is annotated as NEDD8-conjugating enzyme Ubc12. Bases 189 to 734 code for a protein of 181 amino acids. The record is from RefSeq and is a predicted model, not a curated record. The transcript has 4 exons. Lineage: Eukaryota; Metazoa; Arthropoda; Insecta; Hymenoptera; Formicidae.
UAGCCGCUUUAGCGCCGCCUGUGCGUGUUGCGUGCGACUCUUUGCGGGACCAACCGUGCGAUUGAUCCCGUGGUGUCAAAAAAUCGUGGGGUUCUCAGACGCGAUUUUUGUAUGCCGCCCGCAGUCGCGGCCCGUGCCCGAGACACUUGCAUGUCAGCCCGCGCCGGCGUCAAACGCGCGAUUUAAUUAUGAUCAAGCUAUUCUCGUUGAAACAAGCGAAAAAAGAUGGCGAGUCACCCAAGGCUGGCACCCAGAAAAAGGCGUCCGCGGCACAGCUGAGGAUCACGAAAGACAUAAACGAGCUCAAUCUCCCGAAAACGUGCGGCACGGAAUUCCCGGAUCCCGACGAUUUGCUAAGCUUUAAAUUAAUCAUCUGCCCGGAUGAAGGAUUUUACAAAGGUGGUAGGUUCGUAUUUAGUUUCAAAGUCGGGCCCAAUUACCCGCACGAGCCACCUAAGGUAAAGUGCGAGACUCAGGUUUAUCAUCCUAAUAUCGAUUUGGAUGGUAAUGUGUGCCUCAAUAUCUUGAGAGAAGACUGGAAGCCUGUGCUCACGAUCAAUUCCAUCGUCUAUGGUCUCCAGUAUCUCUUCCUAGAACCAAAUCCUGAGGACCCAUUGAAUAAGGAUGCGGCCGAGGUUCUACAAAACAACAGAAGGGCUUUCGAGCAGAACGUAGCGAAAGCGAUGCGCGGUGGUUACGUAGGAUCCUAUUAUUUCGAACGGUGUCUCAAGUGAUACAGUGCCUCGCUGUCAAUACUGUACACGCUUCUCUAAGGACUCACUAUAGGUGAAGACAUCCUAAACUACGGAAUGGAUGUAGGACCACACGGUGUCCUCAUUGUCACUUGCGUGAUAACAUUAACAUAUUUACUUUCUUUGUUUCUUGCCAGGCCUAUAUACAUUUAAUUGGAAAACACUUUUUUUUUAGCAAACCUGGGGUAGAGACGGGGGGGGGGGAUAGGGUGCAUGAAUUAAAUGUGUCGUUCACCGUUUUCGAUGAUUACCAGAAAUGUUUAUUGGCCAUGGCAUUAUUUUAGUGAAUUUGAAGUGCAGUGUUGAAGGGAUCGUAGAAUUAUAGUUUGACAUUCGGCAGAUAAUAGAUGUUACGAUGCGAGAUAUUUGAUUGUGCCGCAUACAAUUCUGGACCCGAAAUUAGACUGUUUCUGGAUCCCGAAUUUUUAAACUUGUUUUGUGGUUUUAUAGGUACCCCUUAAUUUAUGAAAUAUUUAUUUUCUAGGAGGCAUAACCCAUUUUCAUAAUGACUUUUCACCGUAGCAUCUAUCAAAAUCUGCUUUUCAUUUGAAUAUAUGUACAAGUAACUUAUGUAUUGACUGAGAAUGGAAUAUAAGGCUGUUACAAAACUGCAAGUAUUUUGUUUCGAUUGUCGCAAGCAGCAAUUUUUAUUCCCGACAAAACAGGUCUCGUUGUAGAGUACGUGAAAAUAACGGUCCGAUGUCCUUUUAUGAAACCGAAUUUAUUUCACACUAAGCGAGGAAAUUGAUUUGCUUUGCGUACAAGUACAAACCUUAUAGCAUCUUACAGCAGUCGCUAACAACUAUGAGAUUAUAAUAAAAUUGUGAAAUUUAUCAUGCUACAAAAUUUAAUUUAUUAUCGUACUCCAUAAUUACUAGAAAUAUUGGAAAGUAUAUUUUGAACAUCACGCUUGUACAGUCUAUUAUAAAAUAAUUGAGCAUAUCUCAAUGUAGUUUAGACAAAAUUCAUAAUGCAAGAAUCACAAAGAUACUUAUGUAAUAAAGUGUGUUAAAAUGUGCCACCGAUACUUCUUUCUGCUACUUGCUCUUGUAUUGAUGUAUAAAUCAGAAUAUUUAGGUAACGUCGUAUAUAUAUAUAUAUAUAUCUCUCUCUCUCUCUAAUCUGUAUAAAUUUUGGAAUUCAUAAUAGUAAAAUAUGUAUAAUCGCUGGUGAAAGAAUAAAAGAUAAUUAAGGAGAGUAAUUGUAUCCACACAAGUAUGUACGAAAGAUACUUUGUUUACUCAUCUUUUAGCAACAAAUUAUAUUAUAAUAAAGUUUAACUUUACUAUCUUUCUAAACUUUCAAUUUAAAACAUAAUCUAUGCUUGUGAAUUCCAAAUUACAAUUGCGUAUUAUUUUGUUUACAAAAUAUGUUUAAUUAGACACAAAUUAUAAGAAAGAGCUAAAUGCUAUUCCACAAAACAUAUUGUAAACUUGAGAAAUAAAGGUCUUGGAUAAAUAAA